ACUAAACAUUCUCGUUCAUGUGCGAAGUGUUAGAAUAAAGGGUUGAAUACGGAGUUUUUCAUUGAUUAUAGAAAUGUUAUCGGAAAUCGCUAAUCGAACCACAAAGUGUUUUUGAAUUCAUUAAAAGCCUGGGAUAUAUCAGUUGCAGACAUGACCUCACCAGAAGAAAUCUUUAACGAGAUCUGUCCAGACAAUGCAGCGACAAAGGUUCAAGCCUACCAAGCCCUUACCAACUGUGGCAAAAACCCUAUAUCCCAGAGUGUAGGUCUCUUCUGGGAGGAGAAGGAGCUGGGUGAUGACGACACGAUCGACUAUGACCAGUUCACGGAGCUCCUGGGCCAAAUUCCGGAUCCAACCUUAGAGGAGUACAUAGAAGCUUUCAAACAGUUUGACGUAAACGAGGAUUGUACAAUAAGUGCAGAAGAACUGAAAAAGAUUAUCAAGAUGCAAGACGAUCUACUUGGUUCGGACGAUCACAAUGACGAAGAGUUCAUCGAAUCGCUGAUCCAACAAGGUGACACUGGAGAAGGAGGAAAUCAAGAUGGAAAACUGGAUUACGCAGAAUUGGCCAAGCUUUUCAUGGAUGGAAUUAUUGGAUAAAUACGUGAAAUAAGCAUUCAGCAAUUAUUCGAGUUCCCCUAAACAUUAUUAUCCAUUUGAACUUAUUAUUUUAGAAAUACUUAUCUUUUUAGUUGUUGUUGUUGUUGUUGAAUCAAACUUCAAGUUUUAACCAGUUUUUUGUAUGCUUCUACCAUAGAAAUGCACAUAAAAUCGCCCAUUGGGUGCUUAAUAAUUUUGCUUUGUUGAAACUGAAAAUAAAAUAUUUAUUAAAGCUG
This is a messenger RNA of Mya arenaria, 836 nucleotides long. Its product is annotated as calmodulin-like. Bases 151 to 600 code for a protein of 149 amino acids. The record is from RefSeq and is a predicted model, not a curated record. NCBI's taxonomy places the organism in Eukaryota, Metazoa, Mollusca, Bivalvia, Myida, Myidae. The transcript is spliced from 5 exons. Gene Ontology annotation, molecular function: calcium ion binding.